UGAAUGUAAGAAAGACGAAGACGAAGGCGAAGAAGAAGAAGAACCUCCCUCGUCUUCCUUCCUUCCCUUCCUUCAUUCCUUCAUAAUCAAAUUCCUCUCUCUCUCUCUCUCUCUCUCUCUCUCUCAUGGCGAUUGCAACAGAGCAACCUCAACAACAACAUCAACAACAGGCUUCUUCGGAGGUUUCAGCUGGGGAGCAAAAGAGGUGGACACUUAACGAUUUCGACAUUGGGAAACCGCUUGGAAGGGGGAAAUUCGGCCAUGUCUAUUUGGCCAGGGAAAAGAGAAGUAAUCAUAUUGUUGCUUUGAAAGUACUCUUUAAGAGCCAGUUGCAACAGUCCCAAGUUGAGCAUCAGCUUCGGCGAGAAGUGGAGAUUCAGAGUCAUCUCAGACAUCCUCACAUCUUACGCCUUUACGGCUACUUUUAUGAUCAGAAACGAGUUUACUUGAUUUUGGAGUAUGCACCUAAAGGUGAACUAUACAAAGAAUUGCAGAAAUGCAAAUAUUUCAGUGAAAGACGUGCAGCUACUUAUGUUGCAUCAUUGGCCCGAGCCCUGAUAUAUUGCCAUGGAAAGCAUGUAAUACAUAGGGAUAUUAAACCAGAGAACCUCCUUAUGGGAGCUCAGGGUGAACUGAAGAUAGCAGAUUUUGGGUGGUCAGUGCACACCUUCAACCGAAGGCGAACCAUGUGUGGCACACUGGAUUACCUUCCACCUGAGAUGGUGGAGAGUAUAGAACAUGAUGCUAGCGUGGAUAUAUGGAGUCUUGGUGUCCUGUGCUAUGAGUUUCUAUAUGGAGUCCCCCCUUUUGAGGCUAAAGAACAUUCUGAUACUUAUAGGAGAAUUGUACAAGUGGAUCUCAAGUUCCCCCCAAAACCCAUUGUGUCUUCUGCUGCAAAGGACCUCAUCAGUCAGAUGCUGGUCAAGGACUCUUCUCAACGUCUACCUUUACACAAACUUCUUGAACACCCUUGGAUUGUUCAGAAUGCGGAGCCCUCUGGUGUAUAUAGAGGCUAAAAAAAACCCUAUCAAAUUCUUUGUAAUUUUAGCAGUCAUUCUUUGAUUGAGAGAUCUAAAUGGCAUACCUUCUUGACUAUUGCCUGUUACUUCCUAUGAUUUAAAAUAAAUGUUUUGUAAUCAAAAGCAAGGUUGUUUAAAGGUGGUCAUAUAUUCCCCCAAAACCCUAUCAAGAUUUCUAAUUUUUCGUUUUUA
Molecule: messenger RNA, 1211 nt
Organism: Arachis duranensis
Lineage: Eukaryota; Viridiplantae; Streptophyta; Magnoliopsida; Fabales; Fabaceae
Product: serine/threonine-protein kinase Aurora-2
Exons: 9
Coding region: 126-1016 (296 amino acids)
Biological process (GO): protein phosphorylation; mitotic spindle organization; regulation of cytokinesis
Cellular component (GO): spindle microtubule; chromosome passenger complex; spindle midzone
Molecular function (GO): ATP binding; protein kinase activity
Source: RefSeq, a predicted model, not a curated record